Opisthocomus hoazin is the source of this 555-nucleotide messenger RNA. The record is from RefSeq and is a predicted model, not a curated record. Lineage: Eukaryota; Metazoa; Chordata; Aves; Opisthocomiformes; Opisthocomidae.
AUGAACGGAUUUGCUGCAGUUCUCGUUUUGCUGGGAGUCUUUUGGACUCAGAGUUCUGCACUGGACACCUUUGUCCUGCAUGAACCUGGCAAUGACUAUGUUACUGGAACUAUGACUAUCGACAGUGAGAAGCACAUUGUUGAAGUCCAUGUCAAUGCUGGCGUGUACUCCUCUGAUAGCAUUUUUGACUACUCACGUGGGUAUAUUGCAACAAGGUUACUGUCACGACAUGCCUGCUUUAUCAUGAAAAUAAAAGUUGCAAUGAAACUAAAGCUACGUUACUGAUGAUGUCUCAUAUUGUCUUCUUAGGCUAUGAGGACAGUAUACUCCCCACAAAAUGUGUGGGUGCAGUUUCAGUCUGGCCAUUCCGUGUUGGGGAAAAUCACAGACUGGCUUCGCUAUGGUCGCCAAAUUGAACACCUCUGCUCAGGUCUGCCUCUCUACGAGCUUACAAAGAUUGAAUCACGACCGGAUCCUAAUGCCUGUGCCAAUGGAGGAAUUCCAAGCAUUUUGGGCAUUAAAAUCUGUGAAAAUGUCAAUUAGUCUGGAUCUUGA